This is a messenger RNA of Mycetomoellerius zeteki, 1158 nucleotides long. RefSeq names its product odorant receptor 4-like. Gene Ontology annotation, cellular component: plasma membrane. Gene Ontology annotation, molecular function: olfactory receptor activity; odorant binding. The record is from RefSeq and is a predicted model, not a curated record. The transcript has 6 exons. Gene Ontology annotation, biological process: detection of chemical stimulus involved in sensory perception of smell; sensory perception of smell. The coding region runs from base 1 to 1158 and encodes 385 amino acids. Lineage: Eukaryota; Metazoa; Arthropoda; Insecta; Hymenoptera; Formicidae.
AUGACUCGCAAGAGCACAAUUAACCGCGUAGUGUUUCUUAUGCUUCCUUGGUGUGGCAUCGGUUCAGGCAGAAUAAUUAUUUUAAUCAGCAGAUUAUUUUGGAUUAUUACAAUAGGAUUUAUUGGACUGUGUCAUUGUCUCUAUUUUUCGACGCAUUUAAAUGUGCAGAAUUUUUUUAACUUGGUAGAUUGCUUAUGCAGCUUCUUAGCACACGCGAAAGUAAUCACUAAACUCAUUGCGUUUUGGGUGAAUCAACAAAAAUUCGUGGAGACUUUGACGUUAAUCACGGACGACUGGAGUGAUUGCGCUAAAAAUGAUGUCGGCAUGCGCGUGAUGACAGACAAGGCAAAAAUAUCGGAUCGUAUCACUAAUAUGAUAUUCAUCCUUCACACGAUGACGAUUACUGCGUAUUGCAUAGGACCUAUCAUCGCUGAUGUCGAUAUUACAGAUAAAAUCGAGUUGCCACUUAUCAACAAAGUAAAGCUUCCCUUCAGCGUUAAUACGCAGCAAAUGUAUAGAGUAGUGUUAAUCAUAGAAUUUAUCCACAUGAUUCUUACAAAUUGGGCAUCUGGUGUUAUAAAUAUCAUAUUUUUAGCUAUGAUUAUACAUGUAGGUGGACAAAUGGAUGUUCUGCAACGUUGGUUGGCAGAAUUUAUUCCUAAAGAAAUCGAAAAUGAGCAAAAAUCAGUCGUUAUCACGACAAACGAGAUUAUUCUGAAGCAUCAAAAAAUUAUUCAAUUUUCAGAAAAUAUUGAGAGCUUGUACACGUACAUUGCGUUAUUGUUAUUCGCAUCAAACACAAUAUUAAUGUGCUCGCUGGGUUUUCUUAUCGUAACCGCUCUUGGUACUGACGAUGUCGUGGAGCAGAUGAUGAAAUGUCUUUUAUUUUUCAUGUCAACAAAUCUGGAGGCAUUCAUAUUUUGUUACGCCGGAGAAUAUUUAAAUAGUAAGAGCAAAGAGAUCGGAUUUGCAACGUACAAUUGUGCAUGGUACAAUUUGAAAUCUAAAGAUAGUCGCAUUUUGUUACUUAUAAUAUUAAGAUCACAGAAACAAUUGACGCUAACAGCUGGCAAGAUAAUGGAUCUCACCUUAGAAUCCUUUACAAGUAUUAUGAAUGCUUCGGGGUCCUACCUAUCAGUGUUGUUGGCGAUGCAAUAA